Molecule: messenger RNA, 1243 nt
Organism: Aspergillus caelatus
Lineage: Eukaryota; Fungi; Ascomycota; Eurotiomycetes; Eurotiales; Aspergillaceae
Exons: 2
Coding region: 278-1054 (258 amino acids)
Molecular function (GO): FMN binding
Source: RefSeq, a predicted model, not a curated record
UACCUCGCAUUGGAACACAAUCAUAGAGAUAGUAAAUAUUGUCACUGAGGGUCUAUUUACAUCGCGCAGUUCUAGCCAAUCACCGAUAACAUUGGUAACUUUAGACAGACCAGCAUCCACUGCGCAGUAUCCAAUUAUCUCAACCCCCAACGUCACAGUCAAACUGGCUUCGCGGACUUGCAGCAGGAGAAUCUCCUCCCUAGCAUCCCACCUCCAGCAUACUCCUUCCAGCACAACACAAGAGCUUAUCCAGUUUGAAUCAACAUCUACAUCCACAAUGGCCCCCCAAGCCCCAUGGCGCUCCCUCUUCCAGUCUCAUCUGACUCAAAACUCCUCUACUUCCUUUACUCUCUCGACUGUCGGCCACGACUCUCAGAACAGGCCCGUGCCGCGCUCGCGGACCUGUGAGUUUCGCGGUUUCUGGCCGAACCCACAGCUUCAUGACAAGGCUGUCGAGGCGCUAAACAGCCAGGGCAUUGGUCUGAACCCCGCUGUGUAUGAGAGUGACAUGAUCUCACUCACGACUGAUAUCCGGAUGGAGAAGGUCGGGCAGCUUGAUUCUUCUGGGAAUGUGGUGGAGGGUAUCUUCUGGUUGACGGAUGUUGGGAACCAGUGGCGCGUGAAAGGGGAGGCGUUUGUGAUUGGGGACCCGAAGGGUGGAGCGCAUGAGGAGGCGGCUAGGAAGGAGAUUCAGACGGGGAUGAAUGUAACAGGGAACGAUGCGGAUUUGAGUGGAUGGAGCUGGGAGAGGCAGGUAACGGCUUAUUUUGCGAAUCAUUCGCCUGUUAUGAGAGGUUCGUUCAAGAAUCCCCCGCCUGGUCAGCCUCGAUCCCAGGAGCCUGCAGACCCAAGCUUGAAAUUGGGCCAGGAAGUGGAUAAUCUUCAGGAUUCUGUUGCGCGUGGGAACUUUCGAGUGGUGGUUAUUCGUCCAAACGAGAUCGAGCGCCUUGAUCUGUCGGACCUUCAGAAUGUGCGGCGUGUGAGAUGGACCUUUGUUCCUGCAGAGAAUACCGAUGGGCAGGGAGAAUGGGUGGAAACGGAACUGUGGCCAUGAACGUUGCGGAUGUGUAGGCUGCGUUGUCUUGGUUGUUAUGCUGCAAAUACUUUCGUAUGCUUUGUUGCGUCUAAGAGGAUGCAUACAACGGAGACAAUGAUAGAACAAUCAUGUCAUGUAAGAACCUCAAAUAUCACUCUUUCAAGUUGUAACAGCAAAAAGCGUGGAGAAGGGCAAGUGCAGGAUGCG